Molecule: messenger RNA, 1062 nt
Organism: Hippopotamus amphibius kiboko
Lineage: Eukaryota; Metazoa; Chordata; Mammalia; Artiodactyla; Hippopotamidae
Product: olfactory receptor 12-like
Exons: 2
Coding region: 1-1062 (353 amino acids)
Biological process (GO): G protein-coupled receptor signaling pathway; sensory perception of smell
Cellular component (GO): membrane
Molecular function (GO): olfactory receptor activity; G protein-coupled receptor activity; odorant binding
Source: RefSeq, a predicted model, not a curated record
AUGGGAGAAGAGACAGCUGCUUCAAUAAAUGAUGUUGAGAAAACUGGACAGACCUGCUCCCUCUCGCCACCUCCCACCUGCUCUCUAGCCCAUGUUCCCCAGCUCAGGGCCUCAUCACCCCACAGAAAUGGAAAACUCUCAGUGAUGCCUUUCAAGGAGUUUGCCUUGGAUGGAUUUGAUUGUGGCCUGCAGACCCAGGCCUUGCUCUUUGCGCUGUUCCUGGCCCUGUACGUGGUGGCCGUCCUGGGGAACAUCACCAUGACUGUGGUCAUCACCCUGGAUGCCUGUCUGCACACCUCAAUGUACUUCUUCCUCAAGAACCUCCCCUUCCUGGACUUGUGCUACUUGUCUGACAUCUACCCCAAGGCCCUGGCAGACUUACUGUCCUCCUCCAAGGUCAUCACCUUUGCAGGAUGUGCCACCCAGUUUUUUUCCUUCUCCCUGCUGGUCACCACUGAGGGAUUCCUCUUGGGAGUCGUGACCUAUGACCGCUUCAUAGCUGUCUGCAGGCCCCUGCACUACCCCAUCACCCUGUGUCCCUCUGCAUGUGCUGGCUUCGUGCUGGGCUGCUACUCUGGAGGCUGCUUCAACACCACUAUGCAGCCGAUUCUCACAUUCAGCCUCCCGUUCUGCAGGUCCAACCAUGCCGACCACUUCUACUGUGGUAUGCCCCCCCUGCUCAAGCUUGCCUGUGCAGACACAUCCAUCAAUAGGCUGUUCAUGUUUUCCAUCUCUGGCCUCAUGAUUGUGGCCACCACAAUCAUGGUCCUCAUAUUCUAUGGCUACAUCACAGUAACCAUCCUGAGGAUGCGCUCUGGAGCAGGGAGACACAAGCUCUUCUCCAACUGUGGCUCCCACAUGACAGCCGUGUCCCUCUUUUAUGGGACACUUUUUGUCAUGUAUGCCCAGCCAGGAGCUGUGGAGUCCAUGGAGCAGGGCAGGGUGGUCUCUGUCUUCUACACCCUGGUCAUCCCGAUGCUCAACCCCCUCAUCUACAGUCUGAGAAACAAGGAUGUGAAGGAUGCCCUGUGGAGACUGGGCCAGAAGCACACAGCCACGUGA